GCUCCAGAUGCAGAUUUCUUAAGCAUUCUUUCCGAGGGGUCAAUGGCCAGGCCUGCUUCCGGCGGAUUGCAUCGCUUGCGCCGCCCGGACUCCUUUGAUGAAGUGCGCAAGUCCGGCCUUUUCCGCAGCAGUACGCCUUGUCAUCUCUUGAGUCGCUUCGCGAUUGUCUUCCAGGACACUCUCGAGGCUUUUCUGCUAGCAGGUGGAAUCAGGACACGCUUUCCAACCAUGCAGCAGGUGAAGCUUGCAAGCGAAUUCUUGUUCAAUGCGUCUGCAGAAACAGACAUCGUGGAUAUUUUCAUUGGCCACUCCUGGAGUGCUGGGCGGUGGUCCAAAUUUCUGGCGCUGUGCAUGUACUUCAACCUUGACAUAGCAGUCAAAUGUGCCUGUGGUACUUGGCUUCUUGUGGUCACUGUGCUGCUGGGAUGGGGUGGCGGGAUCACCAUCCUCGGAGGCAGCUGCCUUGCCUUGCCAUGCCUCACAUACCUACCAAUUAGUUGUUUCUUUCUUGCGUUCCUGUUCGCACAUCACAUCAUGGGUGAAACUCCAUCUGUCUGGGUGGACAGGCUUUGCAUUCACCAAACAAACCCGGACUUGAAGGCAAAACAGGUCGCAGCUCUCCCGGUCUUUGUCGCUCGCUCACGGCGAAUGCUGAUCUUGUGGGACGACACCUACUUUGAGCGAUUGUGGUGCAAUUUGGAGCUUGCCACAUGCGCACGCUUUGGUGGAGCAGAGAAAGUGGAAGUGCUCCCUGUGUGGUUGGCCCCAUGGCUGCUGACCUCGAUCUUGUCCCUGCUGUUCAGUGUGACCCUGUUUGACAUCUUGGAGCGUGUCUUUCCCAACUGGGGCGCUCCAUGGAUUGAAGGCAUCGCUAACUAUGCAGAGGUGAUACUUGGGGAGAAACAACUCUUUGUGGCCGCGUUUCGCACUUGGAUGAUGUCAUGCCUUGUGCAAUUGCCCACCUCUUUGCCCUGUUUUCUCUCCUUCCGGAUGAAGCUGCGAAGUCACCAGCUAUUGCUGGAUCAGAUGGCAGCUUUUGAUGUGAGAAAUGCCAAGUGCACUCUGCCUGCGGAUCGGGGGCCCAUUGAACAGCAGAUGCGAGAGCUUUUCAAGGAUGGAGAUGUUCUUGAAGAUCAGGAGGCCAAGGCGACGGGUGAUGUUGAUGCUGGGGAGGCGGGCAGCUUUGUUGGAAAGCCGACCAAACAUAAUUAUGUGGGUGAAGCUUGGACUAGAUGUGUGUGUGUGUGUGCUAUGUCAACCUCGACAAACGUGUAUUCUGCUGCCCAAAAUGUUGUGUUAACAUGAAAGCUAAACUUGAGGCAGUGGGGCAACCUCCAGCUGCGGUUUCCAGUGGAUGUCGCAUCGAGUCACAUGCUAGCGUGAUAGAAUACAAUGUGUUUCUUGCAGAUGUUGCAGGUCCGUCUUCAAAGGUUUGUUGAUGUCAACUACUUUCGCGAUCCGCUGCAAAGCUUCAAUCUCUACGUCCGGGGGACGCUGCGGGACUCUGUGAUUGCACAGAUCGGUGACGAACUAUCUGUGCCUUGGCGGACCUGCUUGAUUGCCAUCCUCCCAAUGAUCUUCUACUCCUCUGUGAGCGUGCUGGGCUGUGACAGUGGGCCGUGUGAGACUUCAUCUGAAUUGCAGGGCUUCGUCUCUGUGGGCCAGUACAUGGUCACAAAUAGUGUAGUCUGGGUGCUGUGCAUUGCCGUUGCAAGUCCGCUGACAUUCCCCAUCACCCUUCGGAUGCUAAAGUUCACGUUCUCCUUCGGAGAUGGUCCACUGCAACAUGUCGCAGCAUUCCUGUGCUGUGCUUUGGCAAGCAUCUGCAACUGCCUGUGCAGUAGCGUUCUUGGCACAUUGUUUGGAGUCGUGAUGGUGGAGUACUCGGUGAAGAAGCUCUUGGCUUUCGUUGUGAUGCUGGUCGUUCUGAUAAUGCAGAACGUGUGGCUCUUUUGCGGGCACAUCCAGCGACGGAGCCGGAAUGAGAUUUCCUGCCGCUGCAUCAAGCGACAGGCUGUUUAUGAGGCUGUUGGUGGCAGCUUGCAAGCGCAUGAUGCCACAUAGCAUAUUUGAGUCUCUCUAUGAAGCCGGCUGGAAAUUCAAGCUGGCAUUUCCAGCACUGUAUACUUGAUAAUUGUUCAACAUGGACAAAGUUUCGGAC
Molecule: messenger RNA, 2161 nt
Organism: Effrenium voratum
Lineage: Eukaryota; Dinophyceae; Suessiales; Symbiodiniaceae
Source: the annotation of a GenBank genome assembly